AUGAGCCAACAAAUUCAAUCUAGCGGUUGCUGUGGCACUGGUGGCAGAUCCGGCGGUCACUGCCACAGAAGAAGAGGCAGUGGAGGCUCCGGGUGCUGCUGUGCAUGCUGCUGCUCCUCUAGAGGUGGAUCGGGACAUGUGAUGGUGGUAUCUGGAAGCCAAGGGUCAUCCUGCUGCGGUGGAAUCCAACAGAUCCGGAGCUCCGGCUGCUGUGGCGGAGGUUCUACUGGAGUCGUCGUCGUACCAGGCGGCCAAUCUUCUGGAUGUUGCGUUGGAGGAGGACAUGGGGGUGGGAUUUGCCAGCAAAAGAUUCCCCUGAUUGGUGGUGGUGGUGGUGGAGGAGGAAUUUGCUGUGGAGGUGGUAGCGGCGGUGGAUGUUGUGGAGGAUCAGGAGGUGUGAAGGUCAUUGGUGGUGGUGGUGGAGGUGGCAGUGGGUCCGGCUGGUGUGGAACUGGUGGUGGAUCAGGGGGCCAGACCACUGUUGUAACCGGAGGUAGUAGUGGAUGCUGUGGGGGAUCAGGAGGUGUGAAAGUCAUUGGUGGUGGUGGUGGAAGUGGCAGUGGAUGUUGUGGAGGAUCAGGAGGUGUGAAGGUCAUUGGUGGUGGUGGUGGAGGUGGCAGUGGGUCCGGCUGGUGUGGAACUGGUGGUGGAUCAGGCGGCCAGACCACUGUUGUAACCGGAGGUAGUAGUGGAUGCUGUGGGGGAUCAGGAGGAGUGACGGUCAUUGGUGGCGGAAGUGGAAGCGUGUGUGAUGAUGGUGGAUCAGGGGGCGUGAAGGUUAUAGGUGGAGGAUCCUCUGGAGGUGGGACUGGAGGAAGCUUUGGGGAUGUUAAAGUCAUCGGAGGAGGGUCUGGUGGAAUAUGUGGAACAGGAGGAGGCUCAGGUGGAAAAGCUGUUGUAGUUACUGGAGGAAGCAGCGGGGCGUCUGCUUGUUGCAGCCCUGGGGGAGGCUCAGGCACGGUUGCAGUUGUAGGGACUGGGGGUAGUGGAGGUUCUGGUGGGAAAACCAUUGUUGUAUCAGGAGGAAGUGGUGGAUCUGAUUGUUGCAGUGGAGGAGGAUCUGGAGGGGCUUCCGUUGUCAUUGCUGGUGGCGGUGGUUCCUCCCAGACAAAAUGUCCCAUUGUUGUUCCACCCUGCAUCGGGCAAACAAAACAGGUGUGCCCACUGCCACCCCACAUAAAGUAA
Thamnophis elegans (Western terrestrial garter snake) is the source of this 1185-nucleotide messenger RNA. Its product is annotated as loricrin-like. The coding region runs from base 1 to 1185 and encodes 394 amino acids. Lineage: Eukaryota; Metazoa; Chordata; Lepidosauria; Squamata; Natricidae. The transcript has a single exon. The record is from RefSeq and is a predicted model, not a curated record.